AUGCCCGUCUUUGACGUCCUCGUCACCGGCUCGUCCGGCCACCUCGGCACGGCCCUGAUGCUCAAGCUCCCGUCGCUCGGCUUCAAUCCCGUGGGGCUCGACAUCCUCGCUUCCCCCACCACGAAGUACGUCGGCUCGAUUGCCGACCGGGCCGUCGUCUCGCGCAUCUGGCGGGAAAACCCCCUCCUCCGGCACGUCCUCCACGCGGCCGCCUUGCACAAGCCCCACGUGGGCAGCCACACCAUGGAGCAGUUUGUCGAGACCAACAUCACCGGCACCCUCGUCCAGCUCGAGGAAGCCGCCCGGUCGGGCCGCCCCGUCGAGAGCUUCAUCUUCUUCAGCACCACCAGCGCGUACGGGCUGGCCCUCAGCCCCCCGCCAGGCCGCCCCGCCGCCUGGAUCGACGAGGCGGUCGUCCCCGCGCCCAAGAACAUCUACGGCGUGACCAAGGUCGCCGCCGAGGACGUGUGCGCCCUCGUGCACCGCCAGACCGACAUGCCGGUGCUGGUCCUCCGCACCAGCCGCUUCUUCCCGGAGGACGACGACGACCCGGCCCGCCGCGGCGCCAUGAGCGACGACAACCUGAAGCUGCUCGAGCUGGCCUACCGCCGGUGCGACGUCGCCGACGUCGUGUCCGCCGCCGUCUGCGCCAUGGCGCGGGCGAGGCGCGUCCGCUGGGCCAAGUACGUCGUCAGCGCUCCGCCUCCCUUCCCCAACGACCCGGACACGCUCGCCGCGCUGGAGCGCAACCCGGAGGAGGUGCUGUCGAGAGCCGUCCCGGCCGUCGGGGACGUUUUCCGCCGCAACGGGUGGAAGCACCUCGGCAGGAUCGACCGCGUCUACGAUCCGAGCAAGGCCAUGCGCGAGCUGGACUGGCAGCCCGAGUACACGUUCCAGGAAGCGCUGGCGAGGGCGGGUCGAGGGGAGGAUUGGAGGAGCGGCCUGGCAGCCGAGGUUGGCAGGAAGGGCUACCAUGGUGUCAGCACAGGCGUUUACACCAGGCGAUGA
Messenger RNA from Ustilaginoidea virens, 1008 nucleotides. RefSeq lists its product as uncharacterized. Gene Ontology annotation, molecular function: dTDP-glucose 4,6-dehydratase activity. Lineage: Eukaryota; Fungi; Ascomycota; Sordariomycetes; Hypocreales; Clavicipitaceae. The transcript has a single exon. The record is from RefSeq and is a predicted model, not a curated record. Bases 1 to 1008 code for a protein of 335 amino acids.